Molecule: messenger RNA, 2072 nt
Organism: Papaver somniferum (opium poppy)
Lineage: Eukaryota; Viridiplantae; Streptophyta; Magnoliopsida; Ranunculales; Papaveraceae
Product: probable protein phosphatase 2C 12
Exons: 10
Coding region: 284-1579 (431 amino acids)
Biological process (GO): protein dephosphorylation
Molecular function (GO): protein serine/threonine phosphatase activity
Source: RefSeq, a predicted model, not a curated record
UAGAGAGGAAGGAGAGAGAAGAAAUCAGAAGAAGAACCAAAUUCCCCAUUUCUCUUCCUCCCACCCCCACCCCUCUCUAAUGGAAAAUUUGCAGAGGGUCCGCUUACAUCGAUCUUAACCAGAAAUAUUAUCACUUUCUGAUCAUCUUGAUUUCGCGUAUUGUUCAGGAAUUUCCGUUGAUUGAAUUGUUAUGGUCCAUGGUCGAAGACUAGAGGAAUUGAGAUGUUUCCCAGGUGGUAGAGAAGUUUUUAUUUGGAAUUGAAGGGGUUGUAAAUAGAUAAUAAUGUCCACGAAGAAUGACCACCACCAGAUGGUCCCGUUGGGGGUUUUGCUCAAGCGCGAAUUAGACAAUGAGAAGAUUGAGAAUCCAGAUAUCAUACAUGGGGAGUUUAACCAAAGCAAGAAAGGGGAGGAUUUCACGUUUAUGAAGACGGAAUGCGAAAGGAUUCCUGGAGAUGGGUGUACGGUGUUUUCAGUAUUUGCACUCUUUGAUGGACAUAAUGGAUCUGGAGCCGCGAUAUACUCUAAAGAGAAUCUUCUGAACAAUAUCGUGGGUGCUAUUCCUUCAGAUCUUAGCAGAGAAGAGUGGGUCGCAGCAUUACCAAGGGCGAUGGUUGCAGGGUUUGUAAAAACUGAUAAAGACUUUCAAGAGAGAGCAAAAACGUCAGGAACAACUUGCACUUUUGUAAUAAUAGAUGGAUGGAUCGUAACUGUAGCAUCGGUGGGUGAUUCCUGUUGUGUAUUUGAAUCGGCUGAAGGUGACGUAUAUAAUCUGUCAGCUGACCAUCGACUUGAAACCAAUGAAGAGGAAAGGGAACGCAUAACGGCUAGUGGAGGUGAGGUUGGUCGUCUUAAUGCUGGUGGUGGUGCAGAGAUUGGGCCUCUAAGAUGCUGGCCUGGUGGAUUGUGCCUUUCCAGAUCAAUUGGAGAUAUGGACGUAGGGGAGUUCAUUGUUCCUGUCCCGCAUGUAAAACAAAUUAAGCUUUCUAGCGCUGGAGGUAGACUGGUAAUCUCAAGUGAUGGUGUUUGGGAUGCUUUGUCCACUGAAGUGGUUCUGAACUGUUGUCGUGGGAUGACACCAGAGGCUGCAGCUGCUCAAAUUGUUAAAGAGGCUGUAGGGUUAAAGGGGCUCAGAGAUGAUACAACGUGCAUUGUGGUCGACCUAUUACCACCAGAAAAGUCAACUCCUCCACAGCCACAACCAAAAAAGCAAACAAAAGGAGUUUUUAAGUCCAUGUUUCGCAAAAAGGCGUGUGACUCAUCUUCUUAUUUGGAUAAAGAUUAUACCGAGCCAGAUGUUGUCGAGGAAUUAUUUGAGGAAGGGUCUGCGUAUCUCUCGGAAAGAUUAGAGACUGAAUAUCCCCUCUGCAACUUGUUCAAAUUGUUUCGUUGCGCAAUUUGUCAGGUCGAGUUGAAUCCUGGAGAGGGAAUCUCUAUACAUUCUGGUUCAGAAAAUCCAGGAACUUCUCGUCCGUGGGAUGGCCCAUUCCUUUGCCCUGCCUGCCAGAUAAAGAAAGAAGCAAUGGAGGGAAAGAGAGCAUCAGGAAACCGACGUAGAGAUGAUUCAGAUAGUGACUAGUCGAUCCUUUUUUCUUAGCAGUCAGCAACAUUGUACUGUUUCUGCACUUGGCACUGACGAUUAUUUUAUAACUGGGAGAAUCAGAUAGCAGGAGAAUCAGAUAUCAGGAUCAUUUCAGAAUAUUAAUUCUAUUGUUUGGAAGAGCUUGGAUAUGAACAUUUGAUUGGUUCAAGAUUUAGAUCUUCUAGUUCAGUCACCAUGAAGUGACCAUCACCCUGCGCUUCUGGAGUGUGAUGAAUAUUAGCUUGCUUCUUCUCUGAUCAGGGUAUUUUUCCAAAGGUAUUGAUGAAUUCAACAAUGCCUUCACGUCGAACUACCCCAGAUAACUAACCUUUUUUUUUCUUCUUCUUAAUUUCCUUUCCUUUUUCUUUAUUCUUCUGGUUCACGUACAUUGUAUACGAGUUUCAUUCUAUAGAGAUCUAUAAGAGUAAAUGAAAGCUGACUCACUGUAAUAUUGCCGGAGAGUUUAAUCUAAUACAAGUUUUUAGUCUAA